Salvelinus fontinalis (brook trout) is the source of this 486-nucleotide messenger RNA. RefSeq names its product protein kinase C beta type-like. Gene Ontology annotation, molecular function: protein serine/threonine kinase activity; ATP binding. The transcript is spliced from 2 exons. Gene Ontology annotation, biological process: protein phosphorylation. The record is from RefSeq and is a predicted model, not a curated record. Bases 93 to 320 code for a protein of 75 amino acids. Lineage: Eukaryota; Metazoa; Chordata; Actinopteri; Salmoniformes; Salmonidae.
GGACCAGAGAUGGGACUGGGGUGCAGGUCUGGUUAGGCCUCUUUCAGACCAGGGACUCUAGUGGAUGUCCUGCCCAGCUACCAGGACCAGAGAUGGGGCUGGGGAACCUCCUAUGGGAGGAUGAACAGAAGAAGAGCAACAAGGACACGUGUAACUUUGAUAAGGAGUUCACUAAGAUGCCGGUGGAUCUGACUCCUACAGAUAAACUGUUUAUAAUGAACCUGGACCAAGACGAGUUUCUGGGAUUCUCCUACACCAACCCUGAAUACCCCUCUGACGAGGUGACUGGGGAGGAAGAGGAGGAGGAUGGACAGAGUUAAGACACACACACACCAACCCUGAAUACCCCUCUGACGAGGUGACUGGGGAGGAAGAGGAGGAGGGCGGACAGAGUUAAGACACACACACACCAACCCUGAAUACCCCUCUGACGAGGUGACUGGGGAGGAAGAGGAGGAGGGCGGACAGAGUUAAGACACACACACA